UUGAUAUAGAAUGGCUUUCGUUUCAUGCUCUGGGAUUGAUUGAACAUUCUUGUGGGAUAUUGCAGAGGAGGCUGAGUGUGGUUUUCUUUAUGCAUUUUAUGGCUUAAUUAGGGUUUCGAUUAGAUAUUUGAUUCUCUUGUCAAAGUUCAUUCAUGUCGGUUUUAGUGAGCGCAUUGUUUGCUAGAUGAAUUGGCGCGUCUUCAAUUCUCUCGAUUUUUUCGUGGGGCUUGAUUCGAAUGGGUGAUCUUGAUUUGAAUCUUGAGGUUCCUGGUACAUUUUUUGAGACAUGGAAAGAAUUUGUAUCUUGCCAAGUUGCUUCCAGUAUUGGUUGCUUUUAUCCCAAGAAUUGCUUGACCGCCAAUUCUUCAUCCAUAGAGAUUUUAUUCUUGUUUCUUUUGUCAAUUGCACCUAGCCUUUUGUUCUGCGUUAAUGAUCGCCACAGUGUACUCAAUGCUUGUUUCAUCUGAGACCAGUGCGGCGUGUUUGGGGAACACAUACGAGCCCGAAGUAUAUGGAUUAAUGUGUGAAUUUUGGAUGCCUGCUUCUCAAGUAUUAGAUAAGCAAUUGUGUUGAAGAAGUGUAGACAGCACUUAUUUACAAUUGAUGUGUUGUUGUUUCUAAUGGAUAUUGGUGGCCACAAAAUAUUUUUUACCUGACAAUUCCGAAACUAUGUAGAUUAGAUGAAGUGGCUAUUAUUGAAGUCCUCAAGCCUUGGGUCGUGAUGAGUUUAGCAGAAGAUGAAUGGUGCUUUGAUCAAUCAUUCUGAAACUAUGUAAAUAAGUUCUCCAGGACUUGUUUGAUUCUAUCGCAUGCAUCUUGCUACCGCUACAAAGCUGUGGGUCUAUUAAUCAAUAAGGCUAUGCUGCCCUUGCAUAAACAAUUUUUGUUUUUUAUAUCAUUGCCAUGACAGUGAAUUGACAGUGAACUUUUCCGGACCAUCGAAUAUCUGUCAACAUUUUGUACCUUUUUAUUGGCAUUGUUUGCUAGGGAUAAAUGCCAUCUAUCUUUAUCUUGUUUGCCAUUUCUUUUUGAAUAAGAGCUGCUUUGGGUUCUUUGGGAAAAUGGAGAGGUACAAGUUAAUUAAGGAAGUUGGUGAUGGAACAUUUGGGAGUGUUUGGAGAGCCAUUAAUAAGCAAACUGGUGAAGUUGUUGCAAUAAAGAAAAUGAAGAAGAAAUAUUACUCUUGGGAGGAGUGUGUAAACUUGAGAGAAGUCAAGUCAUUGCGAAAAAUGAACCAUCCAAAUAUUGUGAAGCUGAAGGAAGUUAUUAGAGAAUGUGACACUCUGUGCCUUGUUUUUGAGUAUAUGGAAUACAACCUGUACCAACAAAUGAAAAACAGGGAAAAACUGUUUUCUGAAAAUGAUGUUAGAAAUUGGUGUUUUCAAGUUUUCCAAGGUUUAGCUUACAUGCACCAGCGUGGAUACUUUCACCGUGAUCUGAAGCCAGAGAACUUGCUGGUCACUAAGGAUGUCAUCAAGAUUGCUGAUUUUGGCCUAGCCCGAGAGAUCAGUUCACAACCACCCUAUACUGAGUAUGUCUCCACACGGUGGUAUCGUGCCCCUGAAGUCCUACUUCAGUCCCAUUUAUAUGGAUCUAAAGUCGAUAUGUGGGCAAUGGGUGCUAUUAUGGCUGAGUUGUUCACUCUACGUCCUCUAUUCCCUGGUACUAGUGAAGCAGAUGAGAUCUACAAAAUAUGCAGUGUAAUAGGUAGUCCCACAACUGAAUCUUGGGCAGAUGGACUCAAGCUUGCGAGGGAUAUCAACUAUCAGUUUCCACAGCAUGCUGGUGUACAUCUCUCUGCUCUGAUCCCAUCCAGAAGUGAUGGUGCAAUUAGCCUUGUUAGCUCACUUUGUUCAUGGGAUCCCUGCAAGAGACCAACAGCGUCAGAGGCUCUUCAACAUCCUUUCUUUCAGAGUUGCUUUUACAUCCCUCCAUCCCUUCGCACUAGAGCUGUGGCGAGAACUCCUCCAUCUGCUGGAACCAGGGGUUCACUGGACCGGCAGGGACUCAAGAGAUACUCUAGUGCUUUGCCUAAUACAAAAUUCACAAACAAUUUUUCUUCCCCAAAAUUACAUGCUUCUAUAGCUUCAGGUGUGCAACGGAAGCUGGAUUUGGCAACCGAGGAUAAGAACAAGAAGUCAUUGAAGACUACUCAACAAUCAAAAUAUCGAAUUCCAGGAAAAGACAGCCCGACUUCUAUGAACAAGGGGAGGACUGUACGCGGGGUUUCAGAAACCGCUGAAAAGUUAUCGAAUAUGUCCAUCGGUACCCGUAGACAGUCCAUGGGACAAAACCGUCCAUCGCCUGCAAUGAAGGCGGGAGUGAAUUAUAUAUCUGAAUCUGGAAACUUCGUACUCAGGUCCGGACAACAAAAUCCAACAACUGAGAGACGUUUUACUAGAAAAGUUGCUGGCUGAGUUGACUUUUGAGAAUCUUCGAUAGAUCAAUUUUUUAAAUUGUGCCAAUGCUGAAUGAUAUGUUAAGGGUUUGCACCUGCCCUGCUGAGUUGGUGAUGGUUUUUGUUACUAUUACGGGUUUUUUUAUAUAGAUUUCAGUCGUGCGGAGGUGUUUAUAUAAAAGCUUCUUCAUUAAUGGUGCUCAACAA
Molecule: messenger RNA, 2605 nt
Organism: Vigna unguiculata (cowpea)
Lineage: Eukaryota; Viridiplantae; Streptophyta; Magnoliopsida; Fabales; Fabaceae
Product: cyclin-dependent kinase F-4-like
Biological process (GO): protein phosphorylation
Molecular function (GO): ATP binding; protein kinase activity
Source: RefSeq, a predicted model, not a curated record